AUGAGCAAAAGCAAGCAACACUCCUACCAUUUCAUGUUACGUGAAAUUCGCCGCCUUCGGUCUGAGAAUGCUUGUCUCACCGAAAGCGUCAAUAUUCUCAGAGACGAUUUGCGGGUCGAGCGCGACUCCCGAAAGAUUGCAGACGAAUGUCAUCAAAAAUUCUGUAAUGAAGCCAUAGAUUGUCAAGCAAAACUAGAGAGCGAACUAGUCGAGAAACAAGAAGAAAUAGAAGCCUUGAAAGAAGAGUUAGAUGAAGUAAAAAGUUCUUCAAGCAACAGCAGCGGCAUGUCAUACCACGAUGCGGCGUAUUUUAAGAAACGGUCAGGGUUCUGGGGCUGUCAUGAUUUUGAUAGUGACACCGAAUAUACAUCCUUACCUCCAAUCGACCCCGACAAGGAAACAAUUUCCAUGGAACAUGAAGACGACGACUAUGAAGAAGAAUACGACGAUGACGAUGACGACGAUGAUGAUGAUGACACUCCUAUAUCUACAUCUCCAUUCCGCAGCUUCGGAUCUGAUCUUGUCGGAUCAAUCUUUGAGCAAGGUGAUAGUGAGGACGAGGACCAGGACCAGGAUCAGGACCAGGACCAUGGCGAGAACCCAUCUCGCUCAAAUGAUACCCAGUUUGAACAACUGGCCUCAUCACAUCUUAGACAGGCGUUUGUUUCUCGACUGACAAGUGCACGUGCAAAUCUAGAGUUAGACGAUCUAAUGAUCAAGUACGACCCUUCAAAUACAGUCCUUCUACGUAGCCUAGCCAACACAUUUAUUAGCUGGUUAUCUGAAACCGUCGAGCAGGCUGAUGUCGAUUCAGCAGGGACGGCUAAACUUAUUGCUACACGAAUUCAGGCAGACUUUUUACAGUUUUGGAAAUCAAUUUUGGAAAGACACAUCCAAGACGAAGCCGAACAAUGCCAGUUCCUUCAAGAAACUGAAAAAACAAUUCUCAAAGCAAAUACAAAACUACUCGCCGAUAAUUUCCACCGCUUAUUAGUAAUGUUGUAUAAAUAUGACAUUGUAGAAGGUGAUGCGGUCACGACGUGGUGGCAUGGCCAACUUGGAGGGCCACCAGAAACAGUUGCUGCUCGAAUGCGCAAUGUUACUCGUAAAUUUGUCGAGUGGAUCGACAGUAGUGAGGACAGUAACUCUGAUAUGUCUGAUCAAGACACAGACACAGACCCUGACAUUUGUGAUGGGAGCGACUGCGAUACUCUCAUCGGCCAACACUUUGACGAUCCCGAUUCAAAAAAUUCUAAUGAUGACAAUGACAAUUCAAAGAACCCUCCCGAAAUACUUGACAACCUCCUCGAACAAGACAAAGACUAUUGUGUCUGCCAGUUCGAUACUACAGCUCCUCUUCCUCCCUCCACUCCCGCUAAUUCCAGAACUACCCUCCCAGCAUGUACAUGCCCUAGUAAAUAUCUUCAAGAAGACGUAUCCCCGUCAAAGCCGAAGAAAACGGUCCGGAUAGCAAUGUAA
Molecule: messenger RNA, 1479 nt
Organism: Phycomyces blakesleeanus NRRL 1555(-)
Lineage: Eukaryota; Fungi; Mucoromycota; Mucoromycetes; Mucorales; Phycomycetaceae
Exons: 1
Coding region: 1-1479 (492 amino acids)
Cellular component (GO): eukaryotic translation initiation factor 2B complex
Molecular function (GO): translation initiation factor binding; translation initiation factor activity; guanyl-nucleotide exchange factor activity
Source: RefSeq, a predicted model, not a curated record